AUUCAAAGAAAUUUGUCUCUGAAAAACUUGACACUAAAAAACUCAAUUAACAUAAUGAAAUAUAAGUGAAGAGUGUUUUAGUGAAUUAUGAUUGUAAUUAUGUAUAAUUGAUAGCAUCUUGUAAUUAUAGAAACAAAAUAUUUACAAAUAUACAAUACAUGGUAUAGCUUAAGAAAGGGUCAGAAUCUGAAUGGAGCUGCCAACUUGGAUCCAUGAAGACGACGACGUUUUCCUGGACGCGUUUCACCCCUGCCCCUCCGAGGACACGCCGGACCCUCUUGAUUCCGCUUCCACGCUUUCGGAUCCUCGCCCCCAACCCAACCCGCACUCUCCGGCGACCACAAUCCGCCGCCGAUCACUUCGUCGCGGUUUUCCGGCUACUCAAUCCCCAGAUUCGAGUAUCGAGAGCAAUUUGAUCGAUGCCGAUUCGGGAAGAGUAUUCCGGUACCGGCCGAGGCACAGAAAUCUCAAUAAAUACGAGAAUUCUGAGGAGAAACCCGAUUCGGAAGAAGCGCAACGCAUCAUUGCCUCGAAAGAAGACAACUGCGAGGGCUCCACCGUAACUUCAGCUGCCAGAGACGACGCAGCCGGCUAUUCCGUUGACUCGGCGCCGCGACUCAGUGACUCGUCUUCGAGUCUCCUCGAACUCACCACGGGGUUGGUGAUUAACUUAUUAGGGUUUCAGAUGAGGUUAAUGUUCAUGUUUGUGACUUACCCGUUGUUGUUCAUGUUUCAUUUGUGCAUGUUUUUCAUGGAUCCUUUGGGGACAACGAGGAGGGGCAAGGAUUUCUUGAUAGGGAUUUUGAGCAGAGUUUAUGGUUUUGCGUAUUCGUGCAUUAGGCCUUAUGUUAAUAGUUGGUUUAAGGAGGACGAGUCGAUUUGGAGCGUGGCAUUUCGGUUUGGGUGGGGAUUCUUGUGGUCAAUCUACGUUUGUUGCGUUUUGUUUGGUUUGCUUGUUUCGUCGUUUGUGUUUAGUGGGUUUUUGAUGAAGUGCUUGGUGGAGAAGCCUAUUCAUAUGAGGGGGGUUUUGAACUUUGAUUAUACUAAGCAUAGUCCUGUGGCGUAUGUGCCCGUAAUGUCGUGUGCUGGUGCUGUUGGUGGGAGAGGUUCUGGGAAUAAUGUUGAUGCUCGUAAGUGGGUGGGGGAACGGGUUAUACCUUCUAAGCACAAGGUGCAACUCACUAUUUCGUUGAGAGUGCCAGAGUCAGGAUACAACAGAAACCUUGGGAUCUUUCAGGUGCUUAUAUAUGAUAUAUUCACUUCAAUGGUAGAUUUCCUAUUGUCUAAUGGUAAAGCUAUUGCAAGCUCAAGUCAACCUUGCAUGUUAAGAUUCAGAAGUGAGCCUAUUCGCCUAGUCACAACUCUGCUCAAGAUUGCUCCUCUUGUUACUGGCUACAUAUCCGAAACACAGACUCUGAAUGUGAAGAUGAGAGGUUUCGUAGAAAGAGAUGCUCCUACUUCGUGCUUGAAAGUGACACUUGAGCAACGAGCAGAAUAUCAACCAGGUGCAUGCAUUCCUGAAAUAUAUGAUGCAUCUAUGAUUAUUGAAUCCGAACUUCCCUUAUUCAAGAGGAUUAUUUGGAUUUGGAAGAUGAGCAUAUUUAUAUGGGUCGCCAUGAUGGCAUUCUUCACGGAGUUACUUUUUGCUCUUGUGUGUUGUAGGCCUGUAAUAAUUCCGAAAACAAGGCAAAGGGUGGCUUCUUCCCGUGGUCCUUCAACCUUAAACAGUCUUCAGGCACAAAGUUGAGACUACUCCUUUCCCAGGCAUUAUUAUAAUAAUGGAAGUAAGGUUGUUGUCUAACAGUUUAACCUAGCAUGUGUUGACACGCUAACUGUUGUUUACUGAGGCAUCCUAACACCUAAUUUUUUUUAUUUUUUUUUAAUUCUCUUCCUGUUGAAUUUCCUUUGUACAUUCUGAAUAGCACGCUAUGUAUAGUGUAAUUUGUAUUAAAAUGCCAGAAAUGGAAAUUUUUUUAGCUUA
This is a messenger RNA of Cajanus cajan (pigeon pea), 1981 nucleotides long. NCBI's taxonomy places the organism in Eukaryota, Viridiplantae, Streptophyta, Magnoliopsida, Fabales, Fabaceae. The record is from RefSeq and is a predicted model, not a curated record.